This is a messenger RNA of Cyclospora cayetanensis, 927 nucleotides long. Its product is annotated as UPF0073 membrane protein Mb1114c. Gene Ontology annotation, cellular component: membrane. Lineage: Eukaryota; Apicomplexa; Conoidasida; Eucoccidiorida; Eimeriidae. Bases 1 to 927 code for a protein of 308 amino acids. The transcript has 3 exons. The record is from RefSeq and is a predicted model, not a curated record.
AUGUGGCUACCGCCCCGUGGUAUGACAUCUUGUCGAGGUCACUGUUCAGGAGAGGAGCAGCAUGGCGUCAUUCAUGGAUUGAAAGGGAAUGCGCCUUCUGAAAAAGCUGAAACACUCAGCACCCCAACCGAGAACUCCUCUCCUGAAGGCGUUGGGCGCACCACAAAGUACCGUUCGAUUUCUUCCUCGGACUCGCGAGACACCACAGGCCUCGCCAUUGUCAGUGCAGACGAGGAUGUUCUUCUCGUCCGACCGAAACUGCGGGGGAAGAUUCAUCUGGGGCUAUUGCUGCUCUCUCCCGUCUGGGUUGUUCUGAUGCUGAGCGCAUGCAAGAGCGUUGUCAGCAUCAUAGCUGCUGUGGUCAGCUGCCUAUCCUUUCUUGCAAAUUUUACCGCCAGCGCCAUUCUGCACAGCGGUAUUUGGGGCCCGCAAUGGCGUUCACUCGUUGUUAAGCUAGAUCAUGCAGGUAUCUUUGUCGUUAUAAGCAGCUGCACGACCCCCAUCCCCAUGCUGCUUCUCGACUUUUGGCCGUCGGUCCUUCUGCUUUCCGUACAGGGAAUGGCUACUCUUUACGGGUUCUGGAUCAUUUUGUUUGGUGAUCUUUCCUCCGGUGCCAGGCAACGGCGGGCAUUUACGUACAUAGCAAUUGGGUUGCUACACGCUGUAUUCCUGAAGGCGUAUAUCAGCGUUCUAACAGCAAAGGAAAUUGCGCUUGUGCUCUCCCUCGCGGGAUUCUACAUUGUUGGAGCCUUGGUGUACGGCAGUCGGUGGCCCGACCCAUGCCCAACACAUUUUGGAUUCCACGAGCUUUUCCACCUGUUCUGCUGCUUCAGCUUCUUACUUACGCUUUGGCUUAAUUAUGAAGUCAUCACACGCGCAGAGCUGGAGGCGCAAACAACAGGGGUCUCGCAACCAUCGAAUUCCUGA